AUGACCUCCAACGCGCAGAAUGUGGGCAUCAAGGCCAUGGAGAUUUAUUUUCCUAGUCGCUAUGUGUCACAAACUGAGCUUGAGACCUAUCUGGGUGCUAGUACCGGGAAGUUCACUAUUGGACUGGGUCAGCAGAAGAUGAGCUUCUGUGAUGACCGUGAGGAUCUCUAUUCCAUGGCACUCACAGCAGCCUCCUCUCUACUUGAAAAGUACAAGAUUGACCCAACCACAGUUGGUCGCUUAGAAGUGGGAACCGAAACCCUCCUCGACAAAUCAAAGUCAUGCAAGUCGGUGCUCAUGCAACUGUUCGGCGAAAACACAGACAUUGAGGGAGUCGACACCUAUAACGCUUGCUACGGUGGAACCAAUGCCUUUUUGAACGCAGUCAACUGGGUCGAAUCUUCUGCCUGGGACGGUCGCGAUGCAAUCGUCGUAGCGGGCGACAUCGCUUUGUACGAUAAACCUGCCGCCCGCCCGACAGGCGGUGCAGGCUGUGUAGCCAUGCUGAUCGGUGCCGAUGCGCCCAUUGUGCUGGAACCCUUUCGUGGAACAUACAUGAAGCACGUCUACGACUUCUAUAAAGGAGAUUUCAAAUCCGAGUACCCCAUUGUUGAUGGACACUUCUCCAACACAUGCUACCUGCAGGCAUUGGAUAAUUGCUAUGAACGUUACCGGGCGAAAUCGGCGAAAAGCGCUGAACUCGCAAAUGGAUUUGCGACUGACAGAGGCAGCUUUUUGAAUACCUUUGACUAUUUCGCUUUCCAUGCGCCUAACUGCAAGCUCGUCUCCAAGGCCUAUGGCCGUUUGUUGUUCAAUGAUUUCCGGGCGGAGCCUGAACAAUUUGAUGAGAUUCCGGUGGCGGUCCGCGAUGUUGAGUACACCGCAUCUCUGACGGAUAAAGAGAUUGAGAAGUCCUGUAUCGGGUUGACCAAGGAACAUUUUUUCAAGCGUGUCCAGCCAUCUCUUACGGCGCCCACCAACUGCGGAAACAUGUACACUGCUAGUGUCUACUCUGGGCUGCUGAGCUUGUUGAGCAAUGUUUCUAGCGAGGAACUGCAGGGCAAGCGUAUUGGGGUUUUCAGUUAUGGCAGUGGUCUGGCCAGCACUCUCUUUAGCCUGCGGGUCAAGGGGAAUACUUCCGAGAUUUCAGAGCGGGUCCGGCUAAAUGAGCGUUUGGAGGCUCGCACUGCGGUCUCACCGGAGUUCUAUAACGAGAUGUGUAAAAUUCGGGAAAAUGCCUACCAGAAGAACUGUUAUAACCCUAUUGGAAGCGUCGAUAGCCUAGCUCCAGGUACCUAUUACCUUACCCACGUGGACGAAAUGUUCCGACGACGCUAUGAGAAAAAGCCGAAUGCAUGA
Messenger RNA from Penicillium pulvis, 1359 nucleotides. It is a transcript of the gene erg13A, whose product is annotated as putative hydroxymethylglutaryl-CoA synthase. Gene Ontology annotation, molecular function: hydroxymethylglutaryl-CoA synthase activity. The coding region runs from base 1 to 1359 and encodes 452 amino acids. The transcript is spliced from 4 exons. NCBI's taxonomy places the organism in Eukaryota, Fungi, Ascomycota, Eurotiomycetes, Eurotiales, Aspergillaceae. The record is from RefSeq and is a predicted model, not a curated record. Gene Ontology annotation, biological process: ergosterol biosynthetic process; acetyl-CoA metabolic process.